Messenger RNA from Cyprinodon variegatus (sheepshead minnow), 3251 nucleotides. RefSeq names its product DNA ligase 1-like. The record is from RefSeq and is a predicted model, not a curated record. NCBI's taxonomy places the organism in Eukaryota, Metazoa, Chordata, Actinopteri, Cyprinodontiformes, Cyprinodontidae. Gene Ontology annotation, molecular function: neuropeptide hormone activity. The transcript has 2 exons. Bases 353 to 2317 code for a protein of 654 amino acids.
ACUGGCCGAUUCAUUUUCUGUGAAUAAUGGAAAGAAAAUCUUUUUAUUUAUUUAUUUAUUUUUUACAAAUCCAGCUUUAUUUGCACCGAACGUGAGGAGACCGGAGCGUUAAACGCCGCCCAACGUUUCCAAAAGGUUUUACGCGUGACUUGCCUGCGCUUGCCAUCUUUAAACCCAUAGUCGUGCCAAAUCGCUUUGACGCACGGGGAAAAAAAGCCAAAAUAACGAGGAAAAGAGUUUGUUUUCUCCGACUGUAUUUUAAAGACAGAGUUUGUUAAAAUGGGAUGUACCUGCAUCAUGGUCGUGUUGACUUGGAAAAAAGGGUGCUUCACCUCCCUCCUGACUGUCCUGCAUGGUCAUGACCUGUCAAAAUUCCCCUUUCACAGCUCGCCUUAUCCUAUUGGUCCUGCUCACUGUCACUCCACGCCUAGCCAGCUCUGCCCCAGUGUGGGACGAGAAAGGGGAGGGAGGGGUGCAGGGGCGCACACGGACAGACCACAAAGAGGACAGUUCGGGCCCCAUCCUCUCAGCCCCCCAGCCCCAGAUUUUGCCUGACCCAUUUGAAGGAUUGCAAGAUCAAGGCCGUGGUCCUGGUCAAGAUAAAUAUUUAGAUAAAGCCAGUGACCCCGAGCAGGUGCUUGCUGUUCUUUUGGAGUCUCUGGACCACCCAGGGGAUGGCAAAAUCCUUACCAGCAGAAACAGAGACUGGAAGGAGGAUAAGGGUCGGAAGCUGCCCUCUGCUGAAUCUGUGCAGGGUGGUGAGAUAAGAGAAACAGAGCAGACAGAAGGGGAGAGGGGGAAGGAAGACGACAAUGAUAAGGGGGAGGCUGAUAAGGCAAUUGAAAAGGUAAUUUUAGGCCAUUUGGCAGUUGUUCAGGCAGAUGAGAUGAAAGAAAAGGAGGAGGAGCAAAGUGCAACUAAGGAAGAACGAAAAAAUGAAGAAGAGGAACAAGAAGAGGGAAAUAAUUUAGAUGAACUCAUAGACAAAGUCAAAUCUGCAUCCACCUCAGACGUGGAUGAUCCCUCAUUGGAGCGCAAAAUCCGAGGCUACUUCCAAAACAUAGACUUGGGUCUGCAAGACAAUGAGAUCCUGCCUCCUUUGAAGGGCUACAAGGCAUACAACACUCAGCUCGCUCGAGCUGGGAAGAAGCAGCACUGGCAGGACAACAUGUCUAGCAAUAGACCUGUAAAGGGGGGGAAUUUCAUGGACGACUUUGAUGAGGGAGGCGAAGAAAUAGAGGAGGAGGUAGAGGAGGAGGAGGAGAGCCUCUCCCACAUGGAAGAAGAAGCGAGGGCGCGUGCAGAGAAGCAGGAGAUUCUCCGGCAGCAGGAGGAGGCGGAGAAAGCUAGGGAGGAAGAGCAGAGGCUCGCUGACAUCGCCUCCGACAUGCUACUGCAGUACAUGGGCAGGAAGCAGCAGUCCUUCAUGAAGCCACGACAGAAGAGCAGCAACACCGCCGAGGACAAGAGGUCAGAAGAGGUCCUACCCGACGAAGACGACCUGGACCAGCAAAUGAUUGAUAGGCUGAUUGAAAUCAGCAGCAAGCUCCACCUCCCUGCCGACGACGUGAUUGAGAUCAUAAGCGAUGUGGAGGAGAAAAAGAAGAAAAGGAAAGAGUUGCAGCAGCAGCCAAUCAACAGUAAUCCAGUCAUUCCUCGCUUUAGGCCUCUGGUGCCGCCUCCUCUUGCCACCCCACCCAUUUACCACUACACAGCUUCAAAAAAUCCCAAGAAAGCUCCUUAUAAGCACAAUAAAUCCAACAAGAAAUGGCACAAAGACAAAAUCAAGUCAUACAAGCAGGACUAUUGGUAUAAGCCACAGAAGCAGCUUGACUACUGGUAUAAACCUCAGAAACAGUUUUUAGCCUUCCCAUCCUAUCCCUACUACCAAAAGCCAUAUCGAGCCUACUACCCAGUUUACUUCCCAUAUCCUAAAGCACAGUACUAUGGCAAGUCAUCCCCUUCCCGAGACCAGUCUUUUGGCCCCCAAGAACUCGAUCUCCAGCCCCCAAGGCGCAGGCACAGGGGUGGCGGUAAGAACUUGGCGGGACAGGGCUGGAGGCAGCAGCCACCACCACGCCUGCCUCUCACUCCUUAUAUCUCUAACUAUAUCCUUCCUCACCCACGGACCUACCAGCCUCUGCCUCCCCCCAAACCAGUGAUUGCCCCCAGAAGGGGGAGGAGACCACCUUACUACUACCCACAGGUCACCCAAGUAGAUGACUAUGAGGAAGAUGGGCUGGUGCCUCAGCUGGACAGUGAGGAGGAGCUGGAGAACUUUAUCGAGAGGAUCUACAUGAAGCGCAGAAUGUAUUGAGAGACUCUUUUGGACACUGUCAGAUCAGAGGGACUGAAGGAGGGCCAAGUUUGAAGAAAAUUAGCAAAGUAUAAUACGAAGGACUGAGAGGAGUUACAUUUGGAGCCUGUGGUCAUUUUCAAUGGUUGGAAAGUUAAAAAAUUUGAUUUCUGUUGUUCUUCACUUUAAGUUUAUUCAGUUUUCAGUCGGGGAGAAGAUAAAGAAAUUCAUCUCCCUGUGACCAUUUCAGCCUCUUGAUGGGUUUACAUUUUAAAAAAAAAACAGAACAUACUGCAGUGUAUGUCUGCCUCCAUUCAGGUCAAUCUCUGAUGUUUUCUUGUAUAUUUCAGAGAAUUAUAGAGCGCACAUUCACAAAGAUUAACACUCUGACAGACACACACACACAUACAGAGGCAUGCAUACACAUGCAUCCAUGACACAUUUACAUGCACACUUUAAAAAAUAUGUUUACAGCAUCUCUUGGUAUCUUCUUUUUGUAUCUUUUUGUCACAUUACAAAGGAAAAACAGAUCAACAACUUAAACAAACAUGAAAAUGAAAGUAUAUUUUUGUUGUAUUUGAUGUGUUUAAAUGCCUUUCUUAUGCCAGAUUGGAUUAACUUUAAUCAGCUAUACAUAUUUAAGUUUGAUUUCAAGAUUGAGAUUAUUUGCCUUACCAAUGCCAUGGUUCUAUAAGGGAUAUUUCACAUUGCUUAUGAAAUAAUUCACAUAUGAUCCUGAUGUAGAAACCCUGUGGACUCCAAAAGCACAAACUUAAAGAGUAAACACUUCCAACAUGGUGGACCAGGGGUUUUUAACUGUUCUGGGAUCUAGUUUUAUUUUUUCAACACACAUAUGGUAGUUUUAUGUAUGCCUUAACUUAUUGUUGUCAUCAGAAGCCCUUUUACUUCUUGUGUAAAUUUUUGUUUCUACAACAUCCCUGGAUUUCCUUUUCUU